AUGAGAUAUAAUUCUACCAGUUUUAAAAAAUGUGGAGGUAUUAAAAUUCCUAAAAAUGACAGAAUUAAGGGAAAAGACUCUGAUUUACAUAUAUAUGUAUAAUUUUUAUAUGAUCCAUAAUAAGAAUAUUUAGCAAAUGCUGGUUGGUGUUAAUUUUUGGACAUUCUAGGACCUACUCACGGUGAUGUUAACUUUAAUUUAAGUAGUUUAUAAGGCAAAAAAUGGGAUGAUCCAAUUGAAUUCAAUAAUUUAAUCGAAAUAGUUAUACAUGAAAUAACUCAUAUUUUGGGUUUUAGUUAUACAGAUAUACCAAGAUGGGUUACUACUGAUAAAACUCCUCAUAUUAAACCUACUUUCAAAAAAAACUUAAGGGGAAUCGAUACUUUAUUUCUCAGAACUCCUAAAGUUUUGGAGUUUGCUCGAUAAUAUUUUAAUUGUCCUACCUUAGAUGGUAUGCCUCUUGAAAAUAUAGGAGAUGAUGGUUCUGUAGGAUCUCAUUGGAAAAGCACAGUCAUCGAAAACGAAUACAUGAAUGCAUCUGUAUCAAAUACUUAAGCCUAUUAUAGUGGUUUUACAGCGAAUCUUUUGAGAGACACAGGUUUCUAUGAUGAAAUAAAUGAAUCUAUGGUAGAAAAAAUAUUCUAUGGAUAAGGAGUAGGUUGUCAACACAUCACUGGUUAAUGUGAUUCUAACAGAAGAGAAUAUUGUGAACCUGAAAUCGAUGAUUAAUUAUGUGAUUAUUACCAUCUUGGAGCUUCAGAAUGUUCUAAAGCAUAACAGGAGAAUGUUAUAAAUAUGAAUGUAAAUCUAACGGAUAAUAAGUGA
Ichthyophthirius multifiliis is the source of this 825-nucleotide messenger RNA. RefSeq names its product leishmanolysin family protein, putative. NCBI's taxonomy places the organism in Eukaryota, Ciliophora, Oligohymenophorea, Hymenostomatida. Gene Ontology annotation, cellular component: cytoplasm; membrane. The transcript is spliced from 2 exons. Gene Ontology annotation, biological process: proteolysis; cell adhesion. The record is from RefSeq and is a predicted model, not a curated record. Gene Ontology annotation, molecular function: metalloendopeptidase activity.